This is a messenger RNA of Engraulis encrasicolus (European anchovy), 3569 nucleotides long. RefSeq names its product nucleobindin 1 (gene nucb1). Lineage: Eukaryota; Metazoa; Chordata; Actinopteri; Clupeiformes; Engraulidae. The transcript is spliced from 13 exons. Gene Ontology annotation, cellular component: extracellular exosome; endoplasmic reticulum-Golgi intermediate compartment. The record is from RefSeq and is a predicted model, not a curated record. The coding region runs from base 154 to 1533 and encodes 459 amino acids. Gene Ontology annotation, molecular function: calcium ion binding.
CUAGUGUGUUGUGUUGGAACUGCAGUGGUGGAAAAGGUAUCAUCUGAAGCGGAUGCUUAGAUAUUAUUCUUGAAGUAUUAUACCGACUUACUGUGCGUAUAGAUAGCAAUAUUACAUUGCAAAUACAUUGGUCGACACAGCAUCAUCAUAAAGAUGAUGGCUCCUCAUUGGUUGCUGCUCCUGUCCCUCUCCGUGGGAGUGAUGGCGGUACCCAUUGACCGCAACCCUGCUCCACAGGAAGUCCAUCCCCCUAAAGAGGAAGUGCCCGAUGAGAAUGCGGACACAGGGCUGUACUAUGACCGCUAUCUGAGGGAGGUGAUUGAGGUGCUGGAGACCGAUCCUCACUUCAGGGAGAAGCUCCAGACAGCCAACACCGAAGACAUCAAGAGUGGCCGUCUUAGUAAGGAGCUGGACUUGGUAGGCCACCAUGUGAGGACCAGGCUGGAUGAACUGAAGAGGCAGGAAGUGUCCCGUCUACGGAUGCUGCUGAAGGCCAAAAUGGACAGCACCAACACACAAAGUGUAAAACUGGAUCACGCCUCUCUCCUGAAACAGUUUGAGCACUUGGACCCUCACAACCAGAACACCUUUGAGGCCAAAGACCUUGAGCUCCUCAUCGCCACGGCCACCAAGGACCUGGAGAACUACGACACGGAGCGUCACGAGGAGUUCAAGCGUUACGAGAUGAUGAAGGAGCAUGAGCGGCGGGAGUACCUGAAGGGCCUGGACCAGGAGAAGAGGGAGAAGGAGGAGAAGAGGAUGGAGGAGCUCAAGGAGAAACACCGCCAGCACCCCAAAGUCAACGCUCCGGGCAGUGUGGCUCAGCUGAGAGAGGUGUGGGAGGAGACCGAUCAACUGGACCCACAAGAGUUCAACCCCAAAACCUUCUUCAAACUGCACGAUACCAAUGGAGACGGGCUGCUGGAUGAGCAGGAGCUGGAGGCUCUCUUCACCAAAGAGCUGGAGAAGGUGUACGACCCCAAGAAUGAGGAGGACGACAUGAUGGAGAUGGAGGAGGAGCGGCUGCGGAUGAGGGAGCACGUCAUGAAAAAUGUGGACCUGAACCAGGAUCGUGUAGUCAGCCUGGACGAGUUCCUCAAGUCCACGGAGAAGAAGGAGUUCAACAACCCCAAAGAAUGGGAGACCCUGGACGGGCAGAAGCCGGUGUACUCUGAGGAGGAGCUGCAGCGCUUUGAGGCGGAGCUUCGGGACAAGGAGGCGGAGCUGGGGAGGCGGGCCGAGACCCUGAGGCAGGAGCAGGAGAUCCUAAAGGAGCGAGGCAAGGCCCUAGAGGCCCAGAAGAGGGAGUACCAACAGGCCGUGAUGGAGAUGGCACAGAGACAGAAGCAGCAGCAGGAGGAAGUGAAGGAUGCGCCCCCCGCAGGCCCUAACGGCGAACUGCAGUUCCAGCAAGGCAUCAACAAACUACAGCAAGAGGAGACAGGUGAGAAAAAUGUUGGGAAAGUGGCCGUUCAGAAUGAAGGAGAGGUUCCAGCCGAGCCCCCACAGAACCUCCCACAGCAGACGCCUUAACUGGACUGGACCGGGCCGGGCCGUGCCCAAGACGUUAGAGCCUGCACCGUAUUUGGCCCACAUCUCAACCGGAGGGCCCCGCACACUCACUGCCCUAUAGGGUGGCUGCCCUGUCCUGCUCUGCCAUGCAGGACCCGACCCCGUUUCUCGAAAGCAACGUUGCUUACCAGUUAGCAACUUACUAGGUUUCCAAUGGGAAAUUGCAUUGCAACCAAGUAAGUUGCUGACUUGGAUAGCGACGAUGUUGUCCAGAAUCGCACCCCAGGACUGCCCUGCCACCUCCUUGUGUGUCCUCUGACUUUUUCUUCCUCCCCCACCCAAAUAUCUUCAUCAUCUGACUGCUGCUACCCCCCCCUCGCUCUCUUUCUCUCGCAAUCUCUCGCACUCUCUCUCUCUCUCUCUCUCUCUCUCUUUCUCGCUCUCUCGCUCUCUCUCUCGCUCUCUCUCUCUCUCACACACACCACACACACUACACACACACACACCAGGUUUCAGAAGUUCAUGCUAGACCAAACAAAUGCCCCCUUGACCCCAUCACAAGCCUCCAAACGCCCCCUUGACCUCAUCAUAAGCAUGCCAACGCCCCCUUUGUAUACUCAUGAACGGCGUGACGUUUUCCAUGUGCGUUACGCCCAUUUGUGGGGGAAAACGACCCAUGCAAGUCAAUUGGUGAUGUUGGGGUUUAAUAAACGAAAGAUAGGGACCUAGUAGACUAGCGUUGUUCACGCGCAACAUGCCGAAAACGUGUUGUGUUACCGGCUGUUCAAAUAAUAGCCAAACAGCCGUGGUUGAAGCAUGGAAUGUGUUCAUUUAGGCUAGCCGAUGUAGCAUGUAAGUCAAUGAGACAUUCGGUUUGUUUUCACCCAUAAAGGGGCGUAACGCAAAUUUAAGAGCAAAGUAUCCGGAUGGCCGUUCAUGAGUAUUGAAAAAAGCCCUCAAUGACAACUAAGCACCGCCCCCUCUCAACUUUAUCCUUCUCAACGCCCCCCUAGGGCUCCCCAACGCCCCCUGGUUGAGAAACACUAUGCUAGACCCAUAAUGCAUCUUUGCAAGUAUGGCACAAUAAGAGUUCUUUUUGCACACACAUUUCAGUUGAGAUCUUGGCUCUGUUUUGAUUUUCUUUUCAUUGGAACGAAUGGCCUUUAGACUUUCUCAGCAUACUGUACCUCAACAUGGUGUCUUAUGAGUGUCCAGUGAACACGUGAAGUGACGUGACAUGACGUGACGAGUGCUAUAUUCCUACUCCACCUCCGAGUGUAUUGGUGAUGUUUAAUCACACACUCACACACACACUCACACUCACACACUCUCACACUCACAUGCAUGCCCUGGCUAUCCUUUCUCCCUUCUGCUCUAUGUUAGCGUUAGCUGCUUUGGUAUGGUGUUGUUAGCAUGCAUGGUGUUUGUUUCUUCAUUUGUAGCACUAUCUGCACUAUCUCUCCCCCACCACUCCCUAAAUUGUUUUUUUAAUUUCGUUUUUUUUUUUUUUUUAAUGAUCAGACAGCGAUGUCUCCACUGUUUGUUUGUAAGUAGAGUUACUGAGCAGAGUGAGAUUAUGCUGUUUGAUUUUUUACAAUCAUGAGAUCUCGCAAUUUUAUUAGCUAGAAUUUCAUGUGGUGAUUAGAUGUUGUGAAUGUACUGUUGAGGCUUAUGGUGAUGUGACGCCUCUGUGGAAUUUAUACUUUUAUUUCAUCAAGUGGCAUUUGCAUAUUCAGUUUUUUUUUUGUUUUUUCGUGUGCGUGUGCGUUUGCGUGUGUGUGUGUGUGUGUGUGCCUGCAUUUUUGUUGUUGUUAUUGUUGAAGUAAACAACGUUUGGAAACUUAUAAAACCAUCAUAAGGUUUGGAACUUCUGAAACCAUUGUCAAGUUUGGAACGAAGUUCUGAGUGAGGGAAGCUGUAUUAUUUUUUGUGUUUUUCCAAACCCAUUUCAAGCACCAGUCCUCAGGACAUCCCUAACAGUCGAACAUCUGACUGAUGGUAACAGUGUUCAUGUCUGUGGUUGAUUGGUAAAACCUAAUAAAAGAUCUCUAACAGGA